This is a messenger RNA of Engraulis encrasicolus (European anchovy), 2817 nucleotides long. It is a transcript of the gene grin1b, whose product is annotated as glutamate receptor, ionotropic, N-methyl D-aspartate 1b. Gene Ontology annotation, cellular component: synapse; NMDA selective glutamate receptor complex; neuron projection. NCBI's taxonomy places the organism in Eukaryota, Metazoa, Chordata, Actinopteri, Clupeiformes, Engraulidae. Bases 1 to 2817 code for a protein of 938 amino acids. Gene Ontology annotation, biological process: monoatomic ion transport; chemical synaptic transmission; ionotropic glutamate receptor signaling pathway. The record is from RefSeq and is a predicted model, not a curated record. The transcript has 21 exons. Gene Ontology annotation, molecular function: NMDA glutamate receptor activity.
AUGCGUCUUUAUCUCUUAGCUCUUUUCAUCUCGUGUUCUUGUGCUCGGGGUGGUUGCGAGCCGAAGAUCGUUAACAUUGGUGCGGUUCUGAGCCAGAAGAGGUUCGAACAAGUGUUCAAGGACGCGGUAGCCCAAGCAAACAAUAUCUAUGGAAAGGAGAAGUUUAAGAUGAACGCGAUUUCUGUCACCCAUAAACCCAAUGCCAUACAGAUGGCUCUCUCUGUCUGCGAGGACCUCAUAUCAAACCAGGUGUAUGCCAUAUUAGUGAGCCACCCUCCGCAGUCCAAUGACCACCUGACCCCCACGCCGGUGUCCUACACCGCCGGCUUCUACCGCAUCCCAGUGGUGGGCCUCACCACACGCAUGUCCAUAUACUCUGACAAGAGCAUCCACCUAUCGUUCUUGCGGACGGUGCCGCCCUACUCGCACCAGGCGCAGGUGUGGUUCGACAUGAUGCGCGAGUUCCACUGGAACCACAUCAUCCUCAUCGUCAGCGACGACCACGAGGGCCGCGCCGCCCAGAAGAGGCUGGAGACGCUGCUGGAGGAGCGCGAGACCAAGAAUAAAAACAGGAACUAUGAAAACCUCGACCAACAGUCCUAUGACUACAAGCGAGGACCCAAGGCGGAGAAGGUGCUGUUGUUUAGCCCAGAGACCAACCUCACCGCCAUGCUGAAGGAGGCCAAGGACCUGGAGGCUCGCGUCUUCGUCCUCUCUGCCAGCGAAGACGAGGCAGCCGAGAUCUAUAAGGCGGCUCGCGUGCUGAACAUGACCGGCUCGGGCUACGUCUGGCUGGUGGGCGAGAGGGAGAUGACUGGUAAAGCUCUGAGUGAGGCUCCAGAUGGCUUGCUGGGUCUCCAGCUGGUCAACGGCAAGAACGAGACGGCGCACAUCUUCGAUGCGGUGGCCAUCGUGGCCCAGAGCAUCCAGGAGCUCUUCGAGAAGGAGAACAUCACCGAGCCGCCCCGGGGCUGCGUGGGCAACACCAACAUCUGGAAGACAGGCCCACUGUUCAAACGCGUGCUGAUGUCAUCCAAGUUUGCAGAUGGCUUGACGGGCCGUGUGGAGUUUAACGAUGACGGCGACCGCCGCUUUGCCCACUACAACAUCAUCAACUACCAGAAGGCCCGCAUGGUGACAGUGGGCGUCUACAACGGCUCGCAAGUUCAGAUGAACACCCAGCGCAAGAUCAUAUGGCCUGGAGGAGAGACUGAGAAACCGAGAGGAUAUCAGAUGUCAACCAGACUCAAGAUUGUCACCAUUCAUCAGGAGCCGUUUGUCUAUGUGAAACCGACCCAGCGCGAUGGCACGUGCAAACCGGAGUACACGGUCAACAGAGUCUUAAUCAAAAAAGUCAUCUGCAGUGGGCCCAACGAAACCAUUCCAGGCAGGCCGAUUGUGCCGCAGUGCUGUUACGGUUUCUGCAUCGACCUGCUGAUCAAGCUGGCCACGACCAUGAACUUUACCUACGAGGUCCAUCUCGUGGCCGACGGCAAGUUUGGCACUCAAGAGAGAGUCAACAACAGCAACAAGAAGGAGUGGAACGGCAUGAUGGGCGAGCUGCUCGGCGGCCUGGCUGACAUGAUUGUGGCGCCGCUCACCAUCAACAACGAGCGCGCGCAGUACAUCGAGUUCUCCAAACCAUUCAAGUACCAAGGGCUCACUAUACUGGUGAAAAAGGAAAUCCCAAGGAGUACACUGGACUCCUUCAUGCAACCCUUUCAGAGCACCCUGUGGUUACUGGUGGGUCUAUCGGUCCAUGUUGUGGCGGUGAUGCUCUACCUAUUAGACCGCUUCAGCCCAUUUGGAAGGUUUAAGGUAAACAGUGAGGAGGAGGAGGAGGAUGCCCUCACCUUGUCCUCCGCCAUGUGGUUCUCCUGGGGAGUGCUGCUGAACUCCGGAAUUGGAGAAGGUGCUCCCCGGAGCUUUUCGGCGAGGAUUUUAGGUAUGGUGUGGGCAGGAUUUGCCAUGAUUAUAGUAGCAUCUUACACUGCCAAUUUGGCAGCCUUCCUGGUGCUGGACCGGCCUGAGGAGCGCAUUACCGGCAUCAACGACCCUAGGCUGCGAAACCCAUCAGACAAAUUCAUCUAUGCCACAGUGAAGCAGAGCUCUGUGGACAUUUACUUCCGGCGGCAGGUUGAGCUGAGUACCAUGUACCGCCACAUGGAAAAGCACAACUACGAGAGCGCCGCCGAGGCUAUCCAGGCUGUGCGGGACGGCAAACUCCACGCUUUCAUCUGGGAUUCCGCGGUGUUGGAGUUUGAAGCCUCGCAGAAAUGUGACCUGGUUACUACAGGGGAGUUGUUUUUCCGCUCUGGAUUCGGGAUUGGCAUGCGCAAAGAUAGCCCUUGGAAACAAAACGUGUCGCUGGCCAUUCUCAGCUCUCAUGAGAAUGGCUUCAUGGAGGACUUGGAUAAGACCUGGGUGCGAUAUCAGGAGUGUGACUCCAGAAGCAAUGCCCCAGCCACACUCACGUUUGAGAAUAUGGCAGGUGUCUUCAUGCUAGUGGCUGGAGGCAUCGUGGCUGGCAUUUUCCUGAUCUUCAUCGAGAUAGCCUACAAGCGCCACAAGGAUGCGCGCCGCAAGCAGAUGCAGCUCGCCUUCGCCGCUGUCAACGUCUGGAGGAAGAACCUUCAGGAUAGGAAAAGUGAUAGAGCAGAGCCCGACCCCAAAGUGAAAGGCUCUUUUAGGUCCAUCAGUACCUCCAUGGUGGCCUCCAACAUCAAGAGACGUAGGUCCUCCAAAGACACGCCGUACCCCACGGACAUCGCUGGCCAGCUCAACCUCUCGGACCCCUCCGUCAGCACGGUGGUGUGA